Messenger RNA from Tachysurus fulvidraco (yellow catfish), 2047 nucleotides. Its product is annotated as meiosis regulator and mRNA stability factor 1-like. NCBI's taxonomy places the organism in Eukaryota, Metazoa, Chordata, Actinopteri, Siluriformes, Bagridae. The record is from RefSeq and is a predicted model, not a curated record. The transcript is spliced from 7 exons. Bases 609 to 1832 code for a protein of 407 amino acids.
UGAUGUAAAUAGCUGUCAGCUGAAUUAGCAGUGUCCACAAUUUUUGGCACCCUUGAUAGAGAUGGAUUCAAGACUUGUUUAACUUAAUUGCACAUGGAAAAAUAUGAAGGCGUUUUAACCAUUCAUCAAAGUAUAUUAUUCAAAAAUAAAUUUACUCAUUAAACAUAUUUUACAAAAUUAUGUUGGAGGGUUACUUGGGCCUCCACUUUCAUUUAUUACCUUGUGCAACAUAAUGGGAGAUUCUUCUCCUAUAAUACUUAAUGAGAUAAGAGAGUACAACACCCGCGGUAUGUAACCCUUGCAUCAACCGAGCACUAUGUAUAAUGGUAACUGUUAUUAAUUGUGGAACAUUCCAGUUUAUGCUGCUGAAUAAUCAAUUAAUAAAGCAAUUGCUUAAGAAAAAGGGUUUUGAGCAGUCAAAACUCUGCAGGCAUUCUAAUACUCCAGCAUAAUGAAUCAUAUGCUUAUUACCAUCUCAAUUUGGACUUGGAUCUCUGUUAUUUGCUCAAUAUGCCUGAAGGUGCAUUUGGUUUGGUCGUGAACUGGUGGUGAGCGAUCUCUACAGAUUGCCGGAGGUCGUGGCUGUGCGUGAACAAGGCGGCGGACGUAUGGUGUGUCUUCUACCCAGCAGCCUAGCCAGACAUAGUCCAUUAGGUUCCUCGCAGUCCCAUGAUGGCUCUUCCACCAGUGGCAGUCCUGUGCUGUUUGAGGAGCUUGAGUAUCAUGAACCUGUCUGCAAGCGUCAUUACACACAGCAAGAUUUCAGUGAGGCAGAUUAUGACCCUGACACGUACAAGAUUCCAUUUGUUGCGGUGUCUCUGAAAGCCUUUUCUGCUCACGUGCACAGUCUUCUGCAGUCACACGAGGGUACCAUCCCCUUGCUCAGCUUUCUAGAAUGUUAUGCAUCAGAGUUCAGCCCAUUAACAGUGGCUGAAGAAGGGAAGCUGGAGGGAAGCGUUCCCCUGGAACACCUCAUUACAUGUAUCCCAGGCAUCACCAUUGUAACCGCACAGAACGGCUUCAAGGUCAUCAAAUGGAUCCACAACAAACCCCCACCACCUAAUGCAGACCCAUGGCUACAGCGCUGUAAGAGCCCAGUAGGAAAUCCCCAGCUGAUCCAGUUCAGUCGAGAAAUCAUAGACCUGAUGAAAAACCAGCCGUGCUGCCUGAUGCCCAUCACUAAAUUCAUCCCUGCCUACCAUCAUCACUUUGCUAAACAGUGCAGAGUCUCUGAUUAUGGCUUCUCCAAACUGCUAGAGCUGCUGGAGGCUGUACCACACGUACUACAGAUUCUGGGCCUGGGCUCUAAGCGGUUGCUGACCCUCACACACAGGGCACAGGUGAAGCGUUUCACACAAGAUCUGCUCAAACUGCUCAAGUUUCAGGCAAGCAAGCAGAGCGGACCACAGAGGAGAUGGAACGCACCAGACAGUUUGGGAAGGAGGUGGUGGAUCUGUUGUGUCACCAACCGCACUUUCGCAUGCCUUUCAGCAAGUUCAUCCCCACUUAUCACCACCACUUUGGCCGCCAGUGCAAGCUCACCUAUUAUGGGUUCUCUAAGCUCAUGGAGCUGUUUGAAGCCAUUCCUAAUGUCCUUCAGGCGAGUGCCAUCUCUUAGCCAUCUCUUUGAUGGAUUGUUAUUCCAUGUCACUGCCCUGCCUUCGUUCAUGACUUUAAAGUGUUUCAUCCUGCACUCCCUUAGCAUGAUGAUGUUUGUAUAUUUCUUUUCUGUUGUCUUGUUUAGCGGGUUUCUUUGGGCCGAAGACUUAUCCUGCAUCUGUUUAUGCAGUCUGGGUUAUCCCAGGACAAAAAUAACUAGACUGAACACCUAACACGCUGCCGUUAGGCUCUGUAUUUGCAUAGAGAGAGCCACGUUUUGGGAGAAUCUCCCUGAAAAACCUCCCUGUUUUAGUUUAGCGGUCCUGUUGUUGGUUUAAUGCAGUCUAGUCCAGUUUACAGCUCAUGUUCCUGAUUUCCCGACUCGCCGUUGGGCUCAUUAAGCCCUAUGACCACAAUCUGCCAUUUUCAGAAGGGUGGUCUUUGUGGG